GCCCCCGGCGCGGCCCGGCGCGGCCCGGCCCGGCUCGGCGCGGCACGGCGCGGCGCGGCGCGGCUCGGGAGGCGAUGCGGCAGCCCCGGGGGCGGCAGCAGCGGCGGGAGCGGGGGCCUCUGCCGCCAGGAGCCGCCGCCCCGGACCGCGGCCCGGCCAUGGCGCAGGCGUCGCACGCGGACGAGGAUUUAGAGAUCAUUGAGGAGCUGAUGAAGGAGGAUGGAUUCCAGCCGGAUGCCCCGUCCUUCCUGCCCAGGCCUAUGCCCAAGGGCCCGGCCAAGUUGGUGCCCCGGGGCUCGAGCCCCAUGGUGCCCACGAGAUCGCUGCGCCACUCACAGCCUCUGGGGUCCGGCUCGCUGCCAGGGACUCUGGGGCCCUUUGGAGACUCCCCCCUGCUGCCACCUGUCUCCCGGGGCCCCCAGCUCACCCAGAGCCUGGGCAACCUGACGCUGUCGCCGAGGCUGGUGCCACGGGGGACGCCGCUCCCGUCCACCGCCGCGCCCGCCCAGCACCACUGGUCCAUGCCCACGGCCAAGGAGCAGCUGGAGGACAUGCUGGAGCCGCCCAAGCUGGUGAUCACAGAGCAGCCGAAGCAGCGGGGCAUGCGCUUCCGCUAUGAGUGUGAGGGCCGGUCAGCUGGCAGCAUCCUGGGCGAGAGUAGCACUGAGGCCAGCAAGACCCUGCCAGCCAUCGAGUUGCUGAACUGCCAGAAGAUCCCAGAGGUGAAGGUGACGGCCUGCCUGGUGUGGAAGGACUGGCCGUUCCGUAUCCACCCCCACGGCCUUGUGGGCAAGGACUGCAGCAAUGGGCUCUGCGAGGUCACCCUCAAGCCCCAGACCAACCCCAAGCACAGCUUCAGCAAUCUCGGCAUCCAGUGUGUGAAGAAGAAGGAGAUCGAGGGAGCCAUCGAGAAGAAGCUACAGCUGGGCAUCGACCCCUUCAAAGCUGGCUCCCUGAAGAAUCACCAGGAGGUGGACAUGAACGUGGUGCGGAUCUGCUUCCAGGCUUCCUAUCGCGACGCCAGCGGGCAGACACGGCACUUCAGCCCCGUGCUCUCCGAGCCCAUCUUUGACAAGAAGUCCACCAACACGUCGGAGCUGCGCAUCUGCCGCAUGAACAAGGAGUGCGGGCCCUGCGCGGGUGGGGAGGAGAUGUACCUGCUCUGCGAUAAGGUCCAGAAAGAGGACAUCGCUGUCAUCUUCCGGAAGGAUACCUGGGAGGCCAAGGCCGACUUCUCGCAGGCCGACGUGCACCGCCAGGUCGCCAUCGUCUUCAAGACACCCCCAUACCAGCACCUGGACAUCCCUGAGCCUGUGGAGGUGGCCGUGUUCCUGCAACGCCUGACUGACAGUGUCUGCAGCGAGCCCUUCCCCUUCACCUACCUGCCCAAGGACCACGAUGCCUACGGGGUGAAUGUGAAGCGGAAGCGGGGGAUGCCUGACGUGCUGGAGGAGCUGUCUGGAUCCGACCCUCAUGGGAUCGAAGCCAAGCGGCGGAAGCAGAAGCCAGCCUACAUGGACCACUUUGUCACGCCCCAGGUUGCAGAGGACGCGUUCUCCCUCCUGGCCCCCGCGGAGCCCAUGCCGAUGCCGAUGCCCGAGGCCUUCGAGUACUGCCUGCCCCAGGACUACCCCCCCUACGGCUGCCCCAGCCUGCGGGACGUGCUCCUGCCCUCCUGCGCUGUCACAGACUUGCCCGCUUGCCUGGACCCCGAGUUCCCGCCGGACAUGUAUGGCCCCCCGGCCAGCAGCGCGGCCCCAUUUCUGGUGCCCAGGGAGGUCCCUGCGGGGGACACCGAGGGCACGGCCAGCCUGGUGGGAAGCAACAUGUUCCCCAGCCAGUUCAAGGAGGCCUGCGAGCGGGCGGAGCUGGAGCUGCGGCUGGGGGAUGCAUGAAGGUGGACGAGCCCCAGCUCUGGCCUGGCCGCGGAUGGACUGGGAAUGGUCUUGGCAUCAGAGCAGGGAAGGGAAGGUUCUCCCCGUGGUGGCUGCGGUGGGGCAGGGGGCGCUCAGCUCCGGCAAGGGGAGCGGGGAGGGAGUGACACCCCCAGCUGUCCCCCCCACCGCCGGGGGUGGGUGAAGGCCCCGGCCCCGCAGCCCUUCGGUUGGAGCCCGGCCCCAGGCCGCGGCGCCGGCUGGGUGCAGCAGUGGGGCGCAGGCCCCGGGGUCAUGCUUUGCACUAUAUUUAUGGGGCUGCGCAGGGCCCCCGCCAGGGGAGAGGGGCCGCCCCCACCACCCCGGCAGCAGGGGCUGGUCCCGGAUGGGUCGUGCCAGGAGCCUGCGGCGGGCCCGGAGCAGCCGGGUGCCAGGAGGGGCCGUCCCGGCGCCUGCUCCCGGUCCGACUUCACCUCGUGCCUUGUUUCCCGACCUGCAAGACGAAGACACUGCAGCCCCCUGCUCCCCCCGCCCCGCCCCGCCCCGCCCAGGGCGCUGUGAUGGGCAUGAAUAAAACUCCUGCAACCGCU
This is a messenger RNA of Alligator mississippiensis (American alligator), 2464 nucleotides long. It is a transcript of the gene RELB, whose product is annotated as RELB proto-oncogene, NF-kB subunit. The transcript has 12 exons. Gene Ontology annotation, biological process: inflammatory response; cellular response to stress; response to cytokine. The record is from RefSeq and is a predicted model, not a curated record. Lineage: Eukaryota; Metazoa; Chordata; Crocodylia; Alligatoridae. The coding region runs from base 75 to 1895 and encodes 606 amino acids. Gene Ontology annotation, cellular component: cytoplasm. Gene Ontology annotation, molecular function: RNA polymerase II cis-regulatory region sequence-specific DNA binding; DNA-binding transcription factor activity, RNA polymerase II-specific.